GGGUAUUUGCAUGGGUCGCCUAGGCAACACGCCUCCUGGAUUAUCAAGGUGGGCAGGUUCGUGCAGGUGAAUCCGCACAGGCCCGGAGAAGAAAAAAACUGGACAGAAAAGGAACCAAGAUUAUUCUGCCGAAUUUCGACAUAUUGUGGAACACCUGGAUUAUUAUAUCUAUGUAUUAAACAUGGCCCUUCCACAGUGAAAGGAGCGUGUCUGGAGACACCCUGGUCACGUUACGGAGCUGUGUCGGAUACAAUACAAGUGAUUCUCAUAUGGGCACCAUCUUGACGACAUGACACGGCACCAAGCGGAAAGAUGAGUGAUUUGCACUUCAUCCAGCUCCUGCCUUAGCCUAGUAGAACAAUUUAAUGACAAGGAUGACUGUUUUUCUCAACUUGCUGAAGACUUUCAGUCGGUGACAUCAGCGUGAUCAAUCAACGUUCAGGUAACAGGAGUUUGUGUGGAGAGUAGACAGCGAUGUAUUUCCACACGGUACACGGCACUGCCAUCACCCUGUCGGACGACAGGAGGACUGCCACGCGGGGAGACGGCUUCUGCAACGGCAUCACCUUCAGCGCCGCCCCAAUGGAGUUAGGCGAGGAAAUCUCCAUCGAGUUCGUCUCCACCACAUCGUCUUGGAGCGGCGCCAUGCGCUUCGGCGUCACCACGGUAGACCCGGGCACGCUGACCCAGGAGGACCUGCCGAGGUACGCCGUGCCGGACCUCACCAACAAGGAGGGCUACUGGGCCAAAUCCAUGAGCGACAACCUGGGCGAGCCCGGAAACCUCCUGACUUUUCACGUGGACGCCGAGGGGAACCUGAAGUACUCCGUGAACAAUGACGACAAGGGAGUGUUUCUCUCUGGGAUCCCGGUCAACCAAAGUGCUCCGAGCCCUGACCUCAGUAGCAUUUCGCUGAGGAAGAAGAAGAAGGGGCCUGAGAAGAAGAGACCGAUUCAGCUGUGGGCACUGCUGGAUGUAUACGGCGUGACGACAGCCAUCAAAUUUGUCAACACCGAUGACGUGCCCACGGAGAUCCUGGCGCGCGGUCCCCACGCCAUGAAGGCGUUCAAGCAGGCGGCCAGCUCGGGCACCAAGCCGGUGUUCCGCACCAGGCUCAUGCUGGUCGGACAGGACAGGGUCGGCAAAACUAGCCUCAAGAAGUCGCUCACAGGACAGACUUACGACUCGGGAGAGAUCAGCACGGACGGAAUCGACACCGCGGACGCCUGUGAGAUCAACGUGCAGGACGCGACCUCCUGGAAGGUCCACGGCAAGCAGGAGGGCAACACGGACACGGGCAAGAAAGGCGUGCUGGACGGAUCGUUUGGAGUGGAGGAGGAGUACGCGCAGGCGGUGGCACAGAACAUCGUGAAGGCCCUGGUGGCGGAGAGGAGGAAGAACAGAGAGGCGGUGGAGCCCACCAAGCAAGCGGAGACGCCGAAGAGCCUCGCCAAAAACGCUCAUGGGGCGCCCAGCACUGAUCAUGACGAGCAACCGACGGAAGCAGACCAAGUCAUUGAGGUGUACAGUAAGGCCCCGGAGCCCGUGGAGAACUCCCUGAAGGAUAACGACCUGCUGAAGGACAUGCCUCCGCGCGUGGUGGAGCUGGUGACGGGCCUGCUGAAGGAGGCGGAGGAACACGGGCUGGAGCACAGCCCUGCCCAGGAGGCCACCAGGCCAAACAUCAUCAUGAAAAUCUGGGACUUCGCCGGGCAGUCGGUGUACUACACCACACACCAGGUGUUCCUGACGCCUCGUGCUGUCUACACCGUGGCCUUCAACCUGUGCCAUGACCUGGACGCCAAGGCGCUGACCCAGGUGCGCCGGUCGGAGGGCAGCGACGACAAAGCCAAGAUUGAGUGGGAGGAGAGUGAAAUGACGAACAUGGACUUCCUGGAGUUUUGGGUGAGCUCGAUCCAUGCGCACACGGCAGACAACAAACCCAGACAGCGUCAAAACGGCCACAAGUCGCCUCCGGUCUUCAUCGUGGGAACGCACAGGAAUUCCCUGGACCCCGACCCUGACGUCUGCGAGAAAAAGACUCGUGAGAUUUUCGCGAAAAUCCAAAAGAACAUGAAGGGCAGACCGAUGGAGGGUCACGUGGUGACGCCGUACUACGCGGUAGAAAAUGGUCUGGAGGACGACAGUGAGAUCGCGAAGCUGCGGCAGCACAUCGAGGAGGUGGCGUACGGCGAGCCGUACAUGGGGGAACACAUGCCCAUCAGGUGGCUCAAGUUUGAGCAGUUCGUGGCGCAGGAGGUCGAGAACGGGGUGGACUCUCUCAGUCUGGAGCAGGUCCAAGAAUCCGUUAAGAAGUUCGGGAUCGACAGUCGAGAUGAGCUGAUCGCCAUGUUGGGGUUCUACCACGAUCUGGGCACUAUCGUGUACUUCGGCAGCCAGGGCGCCGUGGACGACACCCUGCAGAAAACCGUCAUCUUCAGACCACAGUGGCUAGUGGACAUCUUCAAGAGGGUCAUCACCGUCAAGGACAUCGACGAUCAGUGGGACCGGUUCAGCGAGGCGUGGGCCCGGCUGGACGCGGAAGGCGUGCUGGAGGACGCGCUGAUAGACUACAUGUGGCGGGACGUGCUGGAACAGAAGCCGCUUCUCCUCAACCUCAUGGACAAGUUCGACCUGCUCUGCGAGAGGCUGCCGCCUAAAAAGAUUACCGCUGACGAGAGGGCGGACUGGGUGAAGAGCUAUUACGUCCCGUCCAGGCUGCGCCAGAAACCGCAUGACAUGGAGACAGUCACGGACCAGCCGCACUUCUCCUUCUUCAUGUGGUUCCACGGCUUCCUACCAGACGGGCUGUUCCACCGCGUGCUGACGCGUGCUGUCCGCUGGGCGCAGGAGUGCGGCGGCCGGGAGCCCCAGCUGUACCACCGGACAGCCCGCUUCUUCCUGGACGAGGAGCACGACUACCUGCUGGAGAUGGCUCCCAUCAGGCUCUCCAGGAUAAAGGUUUCCGUGGUGAGAGUGAUGGACCUGUCAGAUGACGCGGAGGACGACGACCUGGGAGAAGCCAAGCUCCCUCCCCCGGACCCACAGGCUUGUGCCAAGGUGCGGCACUUCGUGGACGCGACCCUGGCGGACCUGCAGGAGAUGUGGAUGAAGAGAGUGAAGUACAGCGUCACCGUCCUCUGUCCCUGCGGGGACCAACAGGAACACUUCCUCUCACUGGACCAGUGUCUCGGCGGAAAGGUCGUGCUCUGUGAGAAGAACAAACGAGUCAAGACGCUGCAGUUUAGGAAGAACUUUCCAUCGGAAACUGUGACAGCCCGUCCCGCGGCCCCGAUGACAACCGCGCCCCUGCAGCCCGGACAGCUGCCGCCGUGGGUACCGGAGGCCGCCAGGCUCCUCAACUCCGACAGAAACCCCGCCAACUGGGUGGAACUCGCCAACGGACUGGGCUACACCAGUCAGAAGACGGAGACGUUCAUGAAGUCUGCGGACCCGGCCUCAGCCCUGCUGCGGGACUGGCUGGACGGGAGCGGCGAGGCGGCGAUGGAUCACGUCAUCAGGACGCUGGAGAACAUGAACAGGGACGACGUGCUGCAGGUCAUCAGGGGCCGACGGGGAGCCGCUGACGCCCAGCCCGCGAUCUUCAUCAGUUACCAGUGGGACAUCCAGGACCGCGUGCGGGAUCUCCGGGACCGGCUGGAGACCGCCGGCUACCCCUGCUGGAUGGACAUCGGCCAGAUGGGCGGAGGGGACGCGCUGUACGAGAAGAUCGACCAGGGCAUGAGGGCGUCCAAGGUUGUGAUCGCCUGCCUGACCACCAAGUACUCGGUGUCGCAGAACUGCAGCAAGGAGAUCAACCUGGCCAACCUGCUGGGGAAGACCAUCAUUCCCAUCAUGUUCCAGAAGAUCGACUGGCCUCCUCCCGGCGGCAUGUCCCUCAUCUUCUCACCGCUGCUGUACAUCGACAUGACCAGCCCCGGUGGUGGUCACGGCGGAGCCGGCAUCCACUCCAAACUGGAGACCAAGUUCCAGGAGGUUGUGGAGCGGAUCCAGACGACCAUCAGGCCUGUCGGCACGGGGAAGGGAGGCAGCAUGGAACCGGAGUCACCUGGGAAGGAGUCCGACAAGCAAGCAAGCAGCACUAGCAGUCCUGCUAAGCGACCGAACAGUGCUGCUAGGCGGCCUAGCAGUGCUGUGUCCCAGGCACAGAUCACCAAGUGUGGAGCAUGUGUCAUACUGUAGGGAUCAAGUCUGUAACACAACCUCUCAGUGUCCUGGGCUCUAUGGAGCUCCUCCCUGCACAUGGCCUAAUCAGUGGCAGGGCUGCUAGAAGCAGGUAGUAUACUAGUAUUGACAGGGAAGGUGUAAAUAAUGUACAGCCUGUACCAGAAGACAAACUGAUGUACAGUAUCAGUAGGAUAAAGCCAUUUAGGCAUGUUCUUCAUGCUGUGUGUAUUGUUGCUUGUAUCUUCUGUUGUAAAUAAGAAUCAUUGUAAAUGUUUAUAA
Messenger RNA from Branchiostoma belcheri (Belcher's lancelet), 4467 nucleotides. RefSeq lists its product as uncharacterized. Bases 475 to 4203 code for a protein of 1242 amino acids. The record is from RefSeq and is a predicted model, not a curated record. Gene Ontology annotation, biological process: signal transduction. NCBI's taxonomy places the organism in Eukaryota, Metazoa, Chordata, Leptocardii, Amphioxiformes, Branchiostomatidae. The transcript has 22 exons. Gene Ontology annotation, molecular function: protein binding.